Messenger RNA from Hemicordylus capensis (graceful crag lizard), 2181 nucleotides. RefSeq names its product mitogen-activated protein kinase 11 (gene MAPK11). The transcript has 12 exons. Bases 313 to 1398 code for a protein of 361 amino acids. Gene Ontology annotation, biological process: protein phosphorylation; intracellular signal transduction. Gene Ontology annotation, cellular component: nucleus; cytoplasm. The record is from RefSeq and is a predicted model, not a curated record. Gene Ontology annotation, molecular function: MAP kinase activity; ATP binding. Lineage: Eukaryota; Metazoa; Chordata; Lepidosauria; Squamata; Cordylidae.
GGGUGAGCCGGCCCUGAAAAAACUGGACAUUUCUUCAGUGUACCGAGCUGGAUGCCAUGCGGUUCCUUUGAGGGGAGACCCUCGGCUUCCACCAGUCCCAAGCUCUGCUUUGCUUUAUUCGCUCUAGUUCUUCUCAGCCUCUUCAUUCAUCCUCCGCUGCUCCCUCCCCUUUCUAGCUUCCCGUCGCCUCUUCUCCUCCCUUUCCCCCUCCCCUGGUCCCUCCCUCCCUCCUCCCUGCCGCGGCGGCUCCUCCACUUCCCUCUGUAACUCCCCGGCUCAGCUGCUGCUCGCUGGUGGUGCCGGCUCCGGAAAAUGUCUGAGCGAGGCGGCUUCUAUAAGCAGGAAUUGAAUAAGACCGUGUGGGAGGUCCCCCAGCGCUACCAGCACCUGACCCCGGUGGGCUCGGGAGCUUACGGCUCUGUGUGUUCAGCGUAUGAUACCAAAACAAGACAGAAGGUGGCAGUCAAAAAGCUGUCGAGACCAUUCCAAUCCCUUAUUCAUGCCAGAAGGACUUAUCGGGAGCUUAGAUUACUCAAGCAUAUGAAACAUGAAAAUGUAAUAGGAUUACUAGAUGUUUUUACACCUGCAACAUCAAUAGAAAAUUUUAAUGAAGUGUAUCUUGUCACAAAUUUAAUGGGUGCGGACCUGAAUAAUAUUGUGAAGUGCCAGAAACUGACAGAUGACCAUAUACAAUUUCUUAUAUAUCAGUUACUUCGUGGACUUAAGUAUAUUCAUUCGGCUGGAAUCAUUCACCGGGACUUGAAACCCAGUAACCUAGCUGUAAAUGAAGACUGUGAAUUAAGGAUUUUAGACUUUGGGUUAGCCCGGCAAACUGAUGAUGAAAUGACAGGUUAUGUAGCAACACGAUGGUACAGAGCACCAGAAAUCAUGUUAAAUUGGAUGCAUUAUAAUCAAACAGUUGACAUUUGGUCAGUUGGAUGCAUCAUGGCAGAACUGCUGAAAGGCAAGGCCCUUUUUCCUGGAAACGACUAUAUUGACCAGCUAAAACGAAUAAUGGAAGUGGUUGGUACACCCAGUUCUGAGCUUCUCAAGAAAAUCUCAUCAGAGCAUGCCAGAAAGUACAUAGAAUCUCUACCGCAUAUGCCUCAACAGGAUCUAAAAACAGUAUUUCGUGGAGCUACCCCAUUAGCUGUGGAUCUUCUUGAGAAAAUGCUUAUCCUGGAUAGUGAUAAAAGAAUAACUGCCUCAGAAGCACUUGCACAUCCAUACUUUGUACAAUAUCAUGAUCCUGAUGAUGAACCUGAGGCAGAGCUAUAUGAUGAGUCAAUAGAGAAUAAAGAACGGAUCAUAGAUGAAUGGAAAGAGCUUACAUAUGAAGAAGUAAUAAGCUUCAAACCACCUGAUUUAAAGAUGGAUAGCCUUGAAAUUGAACAAUAAAUCCAAAGAGCAUAUGUUUUUGCCUUGCUGUACCAUGAAGACUAUUAAGCACAUAGCAUUGUAAUUUAAUGUCAUAUGCCACAAACAUAGAUUUUACUAUCCAAAGAUCUUGGAAAAGCAAACAAUGCUGAAGAAAAAUGUUGCCUGUGGGCCUGUUUUGCCUUCUACUACGAAUGUAAUAAUUACAGAACAUUAAGAACUGCUUCAUUCUGACAAAUGAUGCACUGAGCUUUUUUAACUGUGUCUUCUCUGCAUGUCCCAUUUUAUUGCUCGUGAUGCCAAAAAUGAAGGCGAUUUUUUUGUAUUAUUUUAGAGUUGUACAAUUAAAGCAUGAAUGUGUGAAACAAUAGUCCAUACAGGCAACUUGUUUUUAAGACUUACCUUAAUUCUGUAUUAUUUUGCUUUUUAAAAAAAUUAUAGUUUGUGCCUUUAAGAAAAAGGGCCGCUGUAGCAAGUUAGGCAUAAUAAGUAGUCAUAUCUGUAAUUGUUUCAUGAACAUGAUAGGAGUUUGAGUGAUUUAAGCAUCAGUCCAUAAAUGUUGUUUUCUGAUGUCAUUAAAGUCUGUCAUCACUUUUUAUGUAGCCGUAGAACAGUGCAGAGCAGUUUUAUUCGUGACCCACCAAAGUGGUCCACUGUUGUGCCAAGCGUAAAUGUGGAAUUUAGUUCAGGUUUGAGUACUUUUUGAAGAUCUAGCUCUUCACAAGAGCACUUUCUCUGUAUGUUGGAGUGCCUGUCUUCCUUAUCCUUUCUCUCCUCCUCCUCAAUAAAAUGUUUUGAAAACAA